UUUGGGCAUUUGGGGGCCGAACGAUGUGACUUGCGUCUGCCGCAAAUCCAGUUUGGCAUUUGCUUGAUUCGUACAGCCAAGUAUUGGAUACGCCUUUAUGCUGUGAACUUGGGAUACAGUGUCGAUCUGACUGAUUAUCUGUCGUAAAGCAGUACGAUGACGGAAUAUAAACUUGUUGUUGUUGGAGCUGGAGGUGUUGGUAAAAGUGCCCUUACCAUUCAGCUUAUUCAGAACCACUUUGUUGAUGAAUAUGACCCAACUAUAGAGGACUCUUAUCGCAAGCAAGUUGUGAUCGAUGGAGAAACAUGCCUCUUGGAUAUAUUAGACACUGCAGGACAGGAAGAGUACAGUGCUAUGAGGGAUCAAUACAUGCGCACUGGUGAAGGAUUCUUAUUGGUAUUUGCUGUUAACAAUGCCAAAUCCUUUGAAGACAUCAGCAUGUACCGUGAGCAAAUUAAAAGAGUCAAGGAUGCAGAGGAGGUGCCUAUGGUUUUGGUUGGAAACAAAUGUGAUUUGCCUGCAAGAGCAGUAGAAAUGAACCAAGCUCAAGAAGUAGCUAAACAAUACGGCAUACCAUUUGUUGAUACAUCGGCUAAAACAAGGCAGGGUGUGGAUGACGCCUUCUACACUUUGGUCAGAGAAAUCAGGAAAGAUAAAGAGCAUCGUGGGAAACCCAAACAAAAGAAAAGUUUAAUAAGCAUCAAUCUGAACAGGAGGAAACACUGUACUUUGUUGUGAAUUUUCCGCUUUUAUUUUGUCACUGCCAUCUCUUAUCUAGCAGCUCUUUUUCAGAUACGUGUGUGGCAAAAUAUUUGGUACUUUCAACUUCUCUUGUUCCCCCUUCCCUCUUUAGCCAAGUUAAGUUUUUUUUGUGGAAUCGUUACCUGGAAGAUAUAAAUUUUACUGAAUUUUGAUGUGCAAAGGAGCGAAAGAGCCCAUUGAAAAGUAGCACCUGCUCUGUUUGAAUGCUUUUUUUUACUUGGAGGUAUACUUACUUAGGUGCCCUUGAUUUUUUUCUUCUUCAUUAGGAUAAUAAUGUUUCAGUGGAUGGGAUGGAAAUGGCUGCAUUAUAUUGACCCCCUCCCCCCUCCCCUCUCUUUGUAGUGCUCAUUAAGGGCUUUUAAAGCUAUCUUGAAAGGCGUCAUCUCAAUCUGCUGGAAUGUUUGUUAUUAUUCCUGAUCACUCAUUUUGACCAGUGGGGCAAGUUGUAAACUGUGGUUUGCGGACAUGGUGUGUAGAUUAUGUGCAUUUCUGGUCUGCUUGAUGCGGCUUGAUGAGUUGACUGAAUUCUCCAGCAAGGUGGUGAUUGUUAUUCCAUUAAGUAAAUGAUUCAGAUUUGACAUGUUUGUGUGGAAUGCAAGUUGCCACUGUUUUUAGCAUUUUUAAUUCAAGUGGAAUUUUCCUGCCAUGUGACUUGACUUUACUUUUUGUUUUGUGGGUAUAGUCUGCAUUAUUAGGUAAUAGUGAGAAAAGUUGGCAUACAUUGCCAAAUUACCAUGUGUUACUGUUUGGAGUAUUAUAUUUUUACUAAUUAUAUAUUCCUUUUAAGUGGACUGAAAAUCUGUAGAAAACUGUAAUCCCCACAUGUAUCUCUGACUGACUAGUUGAAGCAUAGGGAAAGCUUCUAGAAGUAGGCUCACAUCCUUUGCCACAACCUUUCAACUUUAAGAGGUACUUGCUCAGAAAAAUCUCUUUGAGUUAUCUUACAAUAUUCAAAUACUGAUAGUUAUCGAUUGGAGGGUAUUCCUCAUGUUCUUUCUAGUCAGCUAUUGAUGCUGAUCUCAGCAUCACUUUAAUGAAGCUUCAAAUCAUUUUCUUUCAAAAUGUGGAUUUCACGUUGUUUUAGUAGACUCUUACAUAUUUGUAAAUUUUCUAACAGCAAUGUUUCUUUGUUUAGCCACCUUCCUUUGUUUAUCUGCAGUGACCACUUCUCUAUGUCAACUUUCAGAGGCCAACUAGUUAACAAGGAUUCAGGUUGUGAAUCAUAUUGAAACCUUCCAUUUUCAUUCUGAAUGGUCUUGGUAAAUUUUAUCGAGUAUAUUUACAAUCUUGUAUCUUCACUUGGUUUGUGAGGAAUAUCCUUCAAUUAUUACUUUUCAUGACAGACAUUUUGUCUCACUGUUGUAAUUUUUUUUUGUGGUAGAAAAAAUCUUUUUGUAUUGCUGUCAGGGUCAGGGUAAUAUCUCUUGUUCUUAGUAUGUGCCGUGUUUUUAACUAUUCAUCCUUGAAAAUUUUUAUUUUUGAAGAAAAUUUAUUCUUUUUAAUAAACAUUUGCAUGUGUUCAACCAAUAAUGCUACUUGUUCAUUUCCCUCCAGUCAGAUUGUAUUAAAAGACAAUAUAUAAUGGGUGCUUUGUGAUUCCAGCUUAACUACUUACUGUAUUUUAAUAUAAAACUGUUUGUUUGCAUUUCUCAUUGUGAUACGGUUACACCCGGCCCUAUCAUAUUGUGGAUUAAAUGUACACCUUUUGACUCAGUGUAUAUGAUUUUCCUCCAAUUUAUUUCUUUUUAUGUUUGUGCCUCUGCUCCAUUGUUUAAAUGUGAGGCAAAAUAUUUUAUGAAUUAACUUGUCUUUGAUAUGACUUUGUUGACUGCCCUGAGAUUUGCUGAGUAAAUUCUUGUGCAUCUAUUUUCUUUCAAUAUUUUUGUUUCUUUUUCUUUCUUUUUUAAAUUUAGUAUUAUAAGGAUGAAGUGUUGUGAUCAGUUCAUUUGUUGUGCUAGCAAUAAUCAUCUGUGUGUUAGUGAGUGUAUGUAUGUAUGCAUGUGUCUGGCUGUUCAUUUGUGUGAAUGUUCAUUUUUUCCUUAUGAAAACCAGAAGCUGUGUGUUCGUCGAAGCUUUAUCCUCCAAGGUGUUAUAUUUCUUGCAACAUAAGUUUUUGUGUUUUUAUUUCUAAAGUUCUUCAACUACGAAAGGAAACAUUGAUGAAACAUACUCUUCUUUUGCUUUGUUCUUUUUGCCUACAACGAUAUGUUGUUUGUGACAUACCUCAAUGAGAGUAAUUUGAGGCUGUUCACAAACUCCUUCAGGUCUGUUUUCACAAUAUGACGUGUCCAAUCAUCACUACAAUAGUAUACUUUUAAAAAAAAAUUUCGGUAGUUGGCUGGCAAUAGUAUUGGUGUUUCAAAAUUUUCAUAAAUUCUGCAGAGUAUGUUUCGGACCUUUUUUAAAAAUCUUAUAUUGCUAUUCUGUAAAUGUUGGUUUUGUUUUGAUUUGAAAGCAGAAAUUUGUUCCUUGAGUGGUGAGCAUUCGAGAAUGAGGUGUGACCUUUUCUGUAUAAAAUAUCCUUUCUUAUAAAUGAGUCUGAACAAUUA
This is a messenger RNA of Thrips palmi, 3311 nucleotides long. Its product is annotated as ras-like protein. Gene Ontology annotation, biological process: epidermal growth factor receptor signaling pathway; Ras protein signal transduction. Gene Ontology annotation, molecular function: GDP binding; GTPase activity; GTP binding. The record is from RefSeq and is a predicted model, not a curated record. Lineage: Eukaryota; Metazoa; Arthropoda; Insecta; Thysanoptera; Thripidae. Gene Ontology annotation, cellular component: plasma membrane. The transcript is spliced from 7 exons. The coding region runs from base 157 to 738 and encodes 193 amino acids.